AAACCACUCUUGUUUUUGGGUCACAGCGAAAAAGUCGCUUUCGCUGGUCUGGUCAGUUGCAUUUUUUAUAAAAAUUACGAACUUCUUUUAAUGGGAAUUAAGUGCUAAAGUGAAAAAAAUAAAGCUAUUUUAUUCCUUCCACCCGGUAAGAUGUCAAAAUCCAAAUCAAAGCAACAUCAGUUGAGCAAAAGCGAACAACGCGAUGAGUAUCGCAACUUUCGGGUAGUGUUCUCCUACUGCAUACUGAUCAUCUUGCUGCCGGUGGCCACUUUCUUCGGGUGCAAGUACGUGCUGUGCGACAAGUUUUUCCAGCUAACGGAAGUGAGCAGUAACAUCUACUCGGCCGUCGUAGCGGUCAUUGCUCUGCACAUAGCCCUCGGCCUGUACAUUUACCGGGCGUACUUCUACAGUGAUUCAGCGGCAGGCACUGCUGCCGGAGGAGGCUACCAGAAAGUCUCCCAGAAGCAGGACUAG
Molecule: messenger RNA, 474 nt
Organism: Aedes albopictus (Asian tiger mosquito)
Lineage: Eukaryota; Metazoa; Arthropoda; Insecta; Diptera; Culicidae
Product: vacuolar ATPase assembly integral membrane protein VMA21 homolog
Exons: 2
Coding region: 151-474 (107 amino acids)
Biological process (GO): vacuolar proton-transporting V-type ATPase complex assembly
Cellular component (GO): endoplasmic reticulum membrane
Source: RefSeq, a predicted model, not a curated record